UUUCUUUUGUUAAAAUUUGCUUCACUGAGACCUACUAGUGCUGUGUUCUUUUCAUUUUAUUUGGCUGUGCGGUUUUUUACUAUUUCCGAUGGCGAAGCUUCCACCAGGGUUUCGCUUUCACCCUACUGAUGUUGAGCUGAUAAUGUACUAUCUAAAGCGGAAGAUCAUGGGGAAAAAGAUCCUUUUUGAAGCCAUAUCAGAACUCAACAUUUAUAAGUUCUCCCCAUCGGAUCUUCCAGACAAAUGUUGCUACAAAAGUAAAGAUCUUGAAUGGUAUUUCUUUUGCCCAAGUGAGAGAAAGUAUGCAAGUGGAUUCAGGAUGAAUCGCACUACUGAAACUGGAUUCUGGAAAAUUACUGGCAGGGAUAGACGUGUUCUUUAUGAUGAAAAGUUUGUUGGAUCUGUUAAAACUUUGGUUUUUCACCAAGGUAAAGCACCACGAGGGCUGAGAACUGAUUGGGUUAUUCACGAAUAUAGAUUUGAAGAUAAAGAUAUGGCAGUUGCAGGAUUUUCUCUGGAUGCAUACGUGCUUUGCAAAGUAUUUAAGAAAAGCGGACCAGGUCCCAAAAAUGGAGCGCAGUAUGGAGCACCAUUUAAGGAGGAAGAUUGGGAAGAUAAUGAGACACCUGCUGAACAUAAUCAAUCCAGUAUUCCUUCUUUACCUCUGCCUGACAAUGAAACCUGCUCAAUUGUGACCCAGCCUUACAUACAUGAGAUGCCUGCUGAACCUAAUUCAUAUGGUGCAACUUCUGUACCUGCAAUGCCUGACAACCUAAGCUGCUCUGUCAUUACCACCAUGGUUGACCCAGGAAACAUAUCUCUUUGGCAUUUAACUGAACCAGGUCCAUCUUCUGCUGAGCUAUACAGUAAGAAGAUGUCUCAGGAAGAGGAGGAUUACAUGAUUCAGCUCUUUGACAAUUUCAUUGAAGAUCCUGCUAUAUUAUUUGCUGGAAAUGAGGAUAACCUGGGUACUAACGAUAUGAAUGUUGAAGUUGCAUCUUUCACUAAUGGGAAUGCUAUGCACAACAGUCUUGGAAACCUUGACAACUAUGUAGAACUAGAUCAAACAACAUUUGAUCUUUCUGUAUUCCAGGGAACUGACUAUAGUCAUGACUCCAUAUUUUUCCAAGAUGUUCCCUAUUUGGAGCUCAACGAUCUUAAAAUCCCUCUGAGUCACUCUGCUGAAGCCAUUGAAACGGCGCCAGUAUUGAUGGGCGAUUUCUGUGUUCCACAUAGUUCUGAUGUUGACAUGCGACAGUUCUGUUUUGGAAGCAAUUCUUCAGCCAGAAGUCAGCAAGUUGCAGGCCAAAAUCAGAUCCAUGUGCUCCCUGAACAUCACAUCCAGCAAGUUAUUGGGUCUGAUUUGGUAAAUUCUGAUGCAGCUAAUGUGAAUCAGGCAUACAAUGCUGCAUACACGACUGAUUUUAGUUCUCACAAGCAACCAGAGGGUAGUAGAUACACUGCUCAAAACCCGGAAAGAGGUAGAUCUUACCAUUUCUGAUGACAGUUCGUGUUCCAGCAGUCGCGUGCUAUUCA
Molecule: messenger RNA, 1536 nt
Organism: Solanum verrucosum
Lineage: Eukaryota; Viridiplantae; Streptophyta; Magnoliopsida; Solanales; Solanaceae
Product: NAC domain-containing protein 82-like
Exons: 5
Coding region: 89-1501 (470 amino acids)
Biological process (GO): regulation of DNA-templated transcription
Molecular function (GO): DNA binding
Source: RefSeq, a predicted model, not a curated record